This is a messenger RNA of Lodderomyces jiufengensis, 1467 nucleotides long. It is a transcript of the gene UGA11, whose product is annotated as Uga11p. The transcript has a single exon. Bases 1 to 1467 code for a protein of 488 amino acids. Gene Ontology annotation, biological process: GABA catabolic process. NCBI's taxonomy places the organism in Eukaryota, Fungi, Ascomycota, Pichiomycetes, Serinales, Debaryomycetaceae. Gene Ontology annotation, molecular function: pyridoxal phosphate binding. Gene Ontology annotation, cellular component: mitochondrion. The record is from RefSeq and is a predicted model, not a curated record.
AUGCUUAAAGCAUUAAAACAAACUUCAAAAGUAUCAGUUAGAUUUAACUCAACUUCGAUCACUGCAAGAUAUUUCCCAAAUGAACCAAUAUCACCAGUUAUAAAAACUGACACCAUUCCAGGUCCAGCAUCAAAAAAAACAAAUGAAGAAUUGGGUAAAAUUUAUGAUAAUAGUGCUACUUAUUUUGUUGCUGAUUAUUUUAAGUCAUUAGGUAAUUAUUUAAGUGAUUCAGAUGGUAAUAAAUUAUUAGAUGUUUAUUGUCAAAUUUCAUCAAUUCCAUUAGGUUAUAAUAAUCCAAAAUUAAUUGAAGCUGCAAAAUCUGAAGAAAUGAUUUCAUCAAUUGUUAAUCGUCCUGCAUUAGCUUGUUUUCCAUCAAAUAAUUAUAAAGAUAUAUUAGAAGAUGGUUUAUUAAAAGCUGCACCACCAGGAAUGAAAAAAAUUUGGACUUCAUUAAGUGGAUCAGAUGCUAAUGAAACUGCUUAUAAAGCUGCUUUUAUGUAUCAACAUGCAAAAUUAAGACAAUCUGAUAAUUUUACAACUGAAGAAUUAGAAAGUGUUAUGAAUAAUGAAGGUCCAGGUGCUUCAGAUAUGGUAAUUUUAUCAUUUGAUAAAGGGUUCCAUGGUAGAACUUUUGGUUCAUUAUCAACAACAAGAUCAAAAGCUAUUCAUAAAUUAGAUAUUCCAGCUUUCCCAUGGCCAAAAGCUUCUUUCCCACAAUUAAAAUAUCCAUUAGAAGAAUUUGAAAGUGAAAAUAGAAAAGAAGAACAAAAUUGUUUAGAUGAAUUAGAAUCUAUAAUUGAAAAAUCACCAAAAAAAAUAGCUGCUAUUAUUGUUGAACCAGUUCAAUCAGAAGGUGGUGAUAAUCAUGCUACUAAUUUCUUUUUCCAAGGAUUAAGAGACAUUACUACUAAACAUGAUGUCUUAUUCAUUGUUGAUGAAGUUCAAACAGGUGUUGGAGCAACUGGUAAAUUUUGGGCACAUGAACAUUGGAAUUUGACUAAUCCACCAGAUAUGGUUACUUUCUCCAAAAAAUUUCAAGCUGCUGGUUUCUAUUUUGCAAAUCCUGAUUUACAACCAAAACAACCAUAUAGACAAUUUAACACAUGGUGUGGUGAUCCAUCAAAAGCUAUAUUAGCAAAGGCAAUCUAUAAAGAAAUUGAAUCAUCAGAUUUAGUUAAUCAAACUGCUGAAGUUGGUGAUUACUUAUAUAAAGGUUUAAAAACCAUUACCAAUAAAUUUCCAAAUAUUUAUAAAAAUUUAAGAGGUGAAAAUUAUGGUACUUUCAUUGCAUGGGAUGUUGUUAAUGCUGAUAUUAGAAAUAAAAUAUUGAUGAAAUGUAGAUUAGCAGGUUUAAAUAUGGGUGGAUGUGGUGAUUAUUCAAUUAGAUUAAGACCAACUUUAUUAUUUGAAAAGAAACAUGCUGAUGUUUUCUUAAAUAUUUUGGAAGAUGUUUCAAGUAAAGUAUAA